AUGGCUCCUUCAAUAGCUGCAUCAAACGAGCAAAAAGAUCCAAGUGAAGAAUUGUCAAAAAUCGAACUGAAUUCAACGACUGAAAGACGUUGUGUUGGUAGAUGUGAUAUGGAACUGGGCGAUGUCACUCAUCAUAAUGUGCAGCAACUGAAACGGCUGAAUCAGGCUGUAUUCCCGGUUUACUACAACGAUAAGUUCUAUAAAGAGAUUGCUUCGGCUGGUGAAUUAGCGAAGUUGGCUUAUUUCAACGAUAUUGUUGUGGGCGGUGUUUGCUGUCGUUUGGAUGUGGAAGAAGGCGUUAAAAGACUGUACAUUAUGACACUUGGUACUCUUGCUCCUUAUCGAAGACUCGGUAUAGGCACACUUCUAUUGAAGCACGUGAUGUCACUUUGUGAAAAGGAUCACUCAAUUGACAAUAUUUAUUUACAUGUACAGGUGAAUAAUGAGUCAGCGCUCGAUUUCUACAAACGCUUUGGAUUCGAAAUUAUCGGUACGGCUGAGAAAUACUAUAAAAGGAUUGAACCGGAUAGUGCAUAUAUACUGGUCAAAAAGAUUGCUCAUACCUCGAAAUGA
Anisakis simplex (herring worm) is the source of this 573-nucleotide messenger RNA. Lineage: Eukaryota; Metazoa; Nematoda; Chromadorea; Rhabditida; Anisakidae. The record is from the annotation of a GenBank genome assembly.